AUGUUCAUUAAUUAUUUUGUCAAGAAAUUUACUAAAAAAGUAGUUGGGGAGUUUAAUGGGGGUGAGGAUCCGUUUGUGGAAGAAUAUGAGUUAGAAAGAAGGUCAUUUUUGUCUGGCUCCUCUAAAAUUGUGAAGAAGAAGAGACCAAAGACCAUACCAGAAUAUAUUCCUGAAUCGCAGCAAAUAAUGAUUCGGGCACUGCGUCGUAGGUGUUACCGUAUGGAGCUUAUCUUCACAUUUUGGGGUAUGAAGUUUGGAUGGCUAAAUGUGGUGAAGAUAGUCCCGGUCGUGGGUGAUAUUUGCGCCUUAUGCUUCUCCUUGUUGGUUCUUAGAGACACUAGAAAUGCUAUGGGUGGUAUGCCUUCGGAUUUGUCGAUGCAGUGUCUGUUUAACGUUAUAGUGGAUUUUGCCUUCAGUUUAGUACCUAUUGUUGGUGAUAUUGUCAGUGUUGCAUAUAAACCCAAUUGUCGAAAUGCUAUGUUAAUUGAAGAGUUUGUGAAUAACAAGUAUAGAAGGGGAAACAACAUCAAGACUGGAGAAAUCAAGAUGGGAACUCCACUCACUGCUGCAAAACAAUCUUAA
Messenger RNA from Torulaspora delbrueckii, 582 nucleotides. RefSeq names its product DUF4112 domain-containing protein. The record is from RefSeq and is a predicted model, not a curated record. The transcript has a single exon. The coding region runs from base 1 to 582 and encodes 193 amino acids. Lineage: Eukaryota; Fungi; Ascomycota; Saccharomycetes; Saccharomycetales; Saccharomycetaceae.